This is a messenger RNA of Gorilla gorilla gorilla (western lowland gorilla), 1077 nucleotides long. Its product is annotated as interferon-induced transmembrane protein 3-like. The transcript has a single exon. Bases 39 to 482 code for a protein of 147 amino acids. Gene Ontology annotation, cellular component: plasma membrane. NCBI's taxonomy places the organism in Eukaryota, Metazoa, Chordata, Mammalia, Primates, Hominidae. The record is from RefSeq and is a predicted model, not a curated record. Gene Ontology annotation, biological process: defense response to virus; response to interferon-beta; host-mediated suppression of symbiont invasion.
CCCACCAUCCCGACCACAACUGAUCUUCCCUGGACACCAUGAACCACGCUGUCCAAACCGUCUUCACUCCCGCCAACACCAGCCACCCCCUCAACUAUGAAAUGCUCAAGGAGGAGCAUGAAGUGGCUGUGCUGAGGGUGCCCCACAACCCUGCUCCCCCGACAUCCACCGUGAUCCACAUCCACAGUGAGACCACUGUGCCCAACCAUGUCGUCUGGUCCCUGUUCAACACCCUCUUCAUGAAUUGGUGCCACCUGGGCUUCAUAGCAUUCACCUACUCCGUGAAGUCUAGGGACAGGAAGAUGGUUGGCGACCUGACCGGGGUCCAGGCCUACGCCUCCACCGCAAAGUGCCUGAACGUUUGCACCCUCAUCCUGGGCAUCCAUGUGACCACAACACUCAUCAUCCUUUUCACCAGUAGUUCUAUGAUAAUAUUCCAAGCAAUUUCUCAAAUGAUAAAGAAUCUCCAAGGCCAGCAGUAGCGCCCAGGUACUCGCCGUCCAUUGCGGGCCCUGCACCCUGGGCCUGAGUUCUGUAUCAGCCCUUUAUUCUCACACACUUUUCUACAAUGGCAUUCAAUAAAGUGCACGUGUUCCUGGAAAAAAGAAGGAAAGAAAGAAAUGCAGCUGUUCAGUCCUCCACAUUCAGCCCAGAGGUCUUUAUACUCUGAACCCACUUCAGCCAGACUUUUAUCCCUGCCACUUUGCUGAAACUGUUCUUAUCAAGGUCAAAACUUUGCCUAAUCCACUGGUCAAUUCUCAAGCCUUAUCUUACUUAAAGUUCUCAGUAGGAUUUGAUACGAUUAAUCCCUUCUCCUUGAAGCCCUCUCUGUCUUUCCUGCUGUCUCGGUAUCUUUUUCUGGCAUCUCUUUCUUACCUCUAACUGUUGUGUGCCCUUGGGCUCAGUUCUUUUCUUUCUUCUCUACUUAUAUUCUCUUGGGUGACAUGCGGUCAUGUGGGUUUAAAUACCAUCUAUUUGCCAAUAUCUAUUGGCUGUCCAUAUCCGUGGGUUUUGCGUAUAUGGAGUCAACCAACUGUGGAUCAAAAAUAUUCAGAAAAAAAAUGUGUUUGUACUGAA